UCCAAACUGCUGCAACCAGCAGACGGACGUCUCACACUCAUACCGAGGAGAUGAGACUGCACCCAAACCCCACUGAUAAAUCAAGAGAUCUUCCUUUAGCAAUUAAAAGAUGAUCAUAGCAGGUGCUGAUGGGUCAGAGGGGCAAGACCAGCCUUUAUAAGCAGCAUCUGCUACAGAUCCUCCACCACAACUCUGCAGGAUCCUGAGGAGAGAAGAACAGAGGAGAACAGAAGAAAUGUAUCGACCAACAAACAAUUUGUUAAAGGUGCAGCUCAACUGUGAGAAGAACAACAAGGAGCAUCGCACUGAUGACAUCGCUCCGAACAAACUGAUAGUGCGGAGAGGGAAACCCUUCCAGCUGACCUUCCUCACAGAGCGGCCCUUCCAACCAACGCAAGACUACUUCGAGAUAACUGUGGAGACGGGUCCGAAUGCAUCUGAAUCAAAAGGCACAAAGUCAUCUUUUGGAUUUCAAGCUCGUUCUGGUCCUGGAAAACCCUGGAGCAUGCAGCUGAUCAGCAGCACAACCACAAGCUUCACAGUGUCCAUCUGCCCUCCAGCCAACGCCUGUGUAGGACUCUACUCUCUGUCUGUGAAGACGACACCCAGCAGCGCAUCAUUAACUGCGUUAGGAUCACUGAUCAUUCUGUUUAACCCCUGGUGUGAAGAUGACUCUGUGUACAUGGUGAAGGAGGAGGAGAGGAGGGAGUAUGUGAUGAGUGAACAGGGGAUGCUGUACACAGGCAGCUCGGACAGUAUUCAUGCUGUAGGCUGGGACUUUGGACAGUUUGAGGAUGACGUUAUUGACAUUUGCCUGAAGCUCCUGGACAAAAAUCCAAAAUGUGUAAGAAAUGCAGCAGAGGAUUUUUCUGCACGCUGCAGCCCCAUCUAUGUCGGCCGGGUGGUCAGUGCCAUGAUAAAUGUGAAUGAUUAUGAUAACGGCGUGCUGGCCGGGAGAUGGGACGGAUCGUACAGUGAUGGGGUGAAUCCGGGGUCCUGGAGCAGCAGUGUGGAGAUUUUACGGAAGUGGAUUCAGAACGGAUGUGGUCCAGUGAAGUACGGACAGUGCUGGGUCUUUGCGGCUGUCAUGUGUACAGUGCUGAGGUGUUUAGGAAUUCCUUGCCGCGUCGUCACCAACUUUGACUCAGCUCACGACACCAACACCAACCUCACGGUGGAUGUGUUUAUUAAUGAGAAUGGAGUUGAGGAGAAGGAAGACAGUAUAUGGAACUUCCAUGUGUGGGUGGAGGCCUGGAUGAAGCGACCUGAUAUCUCUGACUCAUCCUUAUAUGACGGCUGGCAGGUCCUGGAUCCAACUCCACAGGAGAAGAGUGAAGGAUCUUACUGCUGUGGUCCAGCUCCACUGAAGGCCAUCCUAGAGGGUCACACCAAUCUGAAGUAUGACGUUCCCUUCGUCUUCGCAGAGGUAAACGCAGAUGUAGUGAAAUGGAUUGUGCAUCCUGAUGGCUCCAGGAAAAAGCUCCGGACAGACACGUCCAGCGUCGGGAAUCGCAUCAGCACUAAAGCUGUGGGGACUGACAGAAGACUGGACAUCACCAACCUCUACAAACACCAAGAAGGUUCAAAAGCAGAAAGAGAUGAAUUCAACAACGCCAUGAGAAACAUGGGUCUUUCUGAGGAUCCAGCUCCUGCAGCCGUAGUAAUGAAGAUUGAGGAGGUUGUAAAGCCAGUAACUGGAUCAGAUAUCAAGCUGAAUUUGACUCUCCGUAACACUGGCUCCACCCCUCAGACUCUUAUUCUCCAGAUAAAUGCACAGACCAUGAGGUACACCGGAACCCCCUCAGGAAACAUCUACAAGGACCAGAAAGAGAUUCAACUACAACCUAAUAAAGAGCAAAGCGUUCCCAUCACCAUUCCUUUCGCUGAUUAUGGAGAGAAAAUGCUCAAUAACAACAGCAUUAAAGUUUCUGCAGUGGCCAAGAAUGCAAAAGACCCUAAAGAGGUUUACAUGGCUGACAAAGACAUAGUCCCACACAGCCCACCACUUACUAUCACAGUGAAAGGAACAGCUGUUCUGUAUAAUGAUCUUAUCGUAGAGGUGAUGUUUGAGAAUCCUCUGUCUGAAACCCUGAAGAACUGCUCCAUCACACUGGCAGGAAGCGGCCUGCUGUCAUCGCCGGAGAUAAGCCAGAUUGCGACGCUCAACGCAGGACAAAGAGUGAGAGUCAUCGUGACGUUUCAGCCCUACAGGACUGGCCUCAAGAAACUGGUGGCUGAUUUCCAGUGCUCAAACUUCACUAAAAUCAACGCCAGCUGCAACAUUGACGUCAAACCAUCCAGCCGCAACUGAGUAAAAAUUGCAUUUCGUGGUUAUAAAAUGUUCAUUAAAAAGGACAAGACUGAAGCGUUUAGAUAACGUCUAUGGAAGUCCUUGUGCUGCACUAUAUGGAUAAAGGUUUGGGGAUGCCUGCUUAUUUAUUGUUUCUUCUUCUUUUUUAGUUUAUUCUGGUUUUGUUGGAAUUGGAACUGCACUGUCAUCAGAUUUUGACUUAAAGCACUAGAUCAUCCCAGAAGUACUGAAUGAAAUAACACUAAUCAAUCAAGAGAGUGAGAUAAAACACUGUGUAUAACUCUAAACACAAUGUCAUGUCUGGUCUGAACAUGUUAAAAUAAAAGUUUUAAAUGUG
Astyanax mexicanus (Mexican tetra) is the source of this 2648-nucleotide messenger RNA. It is a transcript of the gene tgm8, whose product is annotated as transglutaminase 8. Gene Ontology annotation, biological process: peptide cross-linking. The record is from RefSeq and is a predicted model, not a curated record. Gene Ontology annotation, molecular function: protein-glutamine gamma-glutamyltransferase activity. The transcript is spliced from 13 exons. The coding region runs from base 236 to 2311 and encodes 691 amino acids. Lineage: Eukaryota; Metazoa; Chordata; Actinopteri; Characiformes; Acestrorhamphidae.